CCACGCGGCCACACACUCCGCGCCAGUCGCCCGGCGCGCGCGCACGUGACUGCCGCGCACAUCUCCAACUGAACAAGUCUCCGAUGAAAAACUAGUGAUAACUGGAAAAUUAGGCCACGGACCAUCCCUGUAUACAAGAACCUAUAAGUGAUUUUUGCAAAGUGAUUUUUCCCCUGUGUUGACAAUGGAAUACCAUCAUCGUCAUAUGGAGCAGCCAGGUCCUCAGCUGCAAGGCCAGGGGGCCCAGUGGGGGUACGGCUGGGGCCCACCAGCGCCGGCCCCGGCCCCACCUGCGCCGGCGCAGCGGAACAAGAGAACGCACUCAGAGAGUGAAGACGAUGCCUUUUCUGAAGAAAGCAGUAAGGAUGCGACGUCUCCCGGCGGCGACUCCUGCCAACUGAUGACUCGCAAGCGACGCCGCGGCGUGAUUGAGAAGAAGCGACGCGACCGCAUCAACACCUCGCUGACGGAACUCAAGCGGCUGGUGCCCGCGGCAUGCGAGAAGCAAGGCAGUGCCAAGCUCGAGAAGGCCGAGAUACUGCAGCUGACGGUGGAUCACUUGAAGAUGCUGCAUGCUAAAGGACUGGACACGUUCGCGUACGACCCUCAGAGGUACGCGAUGGAUUACCACAGUAUUGGAUUCCGGGAGUGCGCCGCAGAGGUGGCGAGAUACCUCGUCAGCUGCGAAGGCCUCGACAUCCAGGAUCCUUUAAGACUCCGGCUCAUGAGCCACCUGCAAUGCUUCGCUGCUCAAAGAGAGUUAGCGGCGAAGUCUGCGAACUGGGGCUAUCCUCAAUACCCAGCGACGCCUGUACCUCAGCCGCAACAUGGCUACACGGAGUUGGGAGCACCUCGGCAAGACAUACCUGUGACGUCAGCAGCGACGACGGUGGCUGCACCGACAGCCAUGUCAGCGAUCGCCGCUCCCCUCACCGCAGCUCCGAGCUAUCCUCACUACCCUGCCCCUCCCGCGCCGCCGGGACCCCCCGGGCCUCACCCGGCGCCACCAGCCCCCCACUACCCCACACCCUACCCCCACCAUCCUCCUCACCACCAGUACUCACAGAACAGUUCGAAGCCCUACAGGCCGUGGGGUGCUGAACUAGCCUAUUAAGUCUUACUACUUAUACAUAUCAGAAUUAUUGUCUUGUGGCUUGGCGACACGGAAAUACGAUGAGGAAAAAUAUAACUUUCGUAAUAAAAAGCUUUCUUCUCUUUGUGAAUGUCGGCUACUUUGUUUUAACAGUUGCCUCUGUUAGAGGGAUUUCGACAACUGUAUUGAAAAACGUUUGGAGGGCACUUCAACGUCCAAUGCCGUUGUACUUCUAAUGUUUUGACCCCAUUGUCUCAAAGGAGCGCUGGACGUUCAAUGGGGUCGGAUUCGGUCCUCUCUGCAUAAGAUGACAUGUUCCUUGUCGCCUAGCCUCAGGAUGCUGUUGUAUCGAUCUCAGAGUUUAAAAAUAUCUAAAUUAUAUUUUUUGGAGACUGUACUGUUGUAAAAUAUAGUUUUAUAUAAAGUAUUAUUUGUAAGUUGUGUGAUAGUUAUAUAUUAUAUUGUAUAAGUUUAUCGAAAGUCACUAGAUGUAUUUCGGGACCAAAAAACUGAGCUUUAAAUAUCGUCGAAUUAUGUUGUCAUAACAUGAAUUUUCAUCACUUUGAUGUUAACGUUAAAAGAAAUUCUAUUUGAUCAUCAAUGGAAUUUACUUUGAUAUUCUACAAAAUAAUUGUAAGGAACGAAAUGGUUGUGAGAUUACCAAUAAUAAUUGCUUGACUUAUAGUAACAAACUGUGUUUGAUCUAUAGCUUAUUGGCUAAAGGAUAUAAAUCCAACAUUGUAAACCAAUUGAAAAUAAUUGUACAAUCAAACAUCACAAUUGUAAAUAUUUCCAUGUAAAUACCGUCGCUUGAUGACAAAAAGAAAAUUAAAUUAUUUUCAUACGCUA
Messenger RNA from Helicoverpa zea (corn earworm), 1942 nucleotides. RefSeq names its product hairy/enhancer-of-split related with YRPW motif protein-like (gene Hey). The coding region runs from base 185 to 1114 and encodes 309 amino acids. The transcript has 3 exons. Gene Ontology annotation, cellular component: nucleus. The record is from RefSeq and is a predicted model, not a curated record. Gene Ontology annotation, biological process: regulation of transcription by RNA polymerase II; anterior/posterior pattern specification; regulation of neurogenesis. NCBI's taxonomy places the organism in Eukaryota, Metazoa, Arthropoda, Insecta, Lepidoptera, Noctuidae. Gene Ontology annotation, molecular function: DNA-binding transcription factor activity, RNA polymerase II-specific; protein dimerization activity; RNA polymerase II cis-regulatory region sequence-specific DNA binding.